UGACAACCAACCACACAACAAUCAUUUCAGCUCAACAUUUUGUUGUCUGUAAAAAAUCAGAAAUAAAUAACCACAUAUGUGAAUAUCGUCUUAGCAAUUCAGUUGCAAAUACUCUGUCAUUCUUCAAGACACCAUUAGACGGUGAGUUUGACGUCAAAUCCCCCAGAAAGCGUGUUCAGCAUCCUGUCACAAGAGCCCAAAGAGGAACCGCAGAGCUGCAGGAUGUCGAGUUCUUUAGUCGUGUGCGAGGUGGACGCCAGUCUGCAGGAGAAGCUCAAAAAGUUUCGCUUUCGCAAGGAGACGAGCAACGCAGCCAUUCUGAUGAAGAUCGAUAUGGAGAAACAGCUGGUCAUCCUGCAGGAAGAGUAUGAGAAUAUCUCUCUGGAUGAACUCAGAGAAGAACUUCCAGAGCGUCAGCCACGGUAUAUUGUGUACAGUUAUAAACUGACCCACGGCGACGGACGCGUGUCGUAUCCGCUCUGCUUUAUCUUCUCUAGUCCUGUGGGCUGUAAACCCGAGCAGCAGAUGAUGUACGCGGGCAGCAAGAACAGGCUGGUUCAGUCGGCAGAUCUCACGAAGAUUUUCGAGGUUCGUAAUCCGGACGACCUGACCGAAGAAUGGCUGAAGGAGAAAUUGUCAUUUUUUCGCUAAAUUGCAACCAGAAUCAUGAAAUCAGGCAGAAAAUCAAAACUAUUAUUCUGUUUAAAAACAAUUUUUUUUAUCAUAAUUCUUUUUCAUGUCAUUUUCUCAAAUGUCUCAUGUCAGACAUUGUGUCUGUAAGUCUGUGUGAACCAUGUUCACAGUGGCCUAAAGCAUUUUAAUGAAUAUAUAUUAUUCAGAAGAUAAAUCAUGUUUGAUCAA
This is a messenger RNA of Pimephales promelas (fathead minnow), 861 nucleotides long. It is a transcript of the gene gmfg, whose product is annotated as glia maturation factor, gamma. NCBI's taxonomy places the organism in Eukaryota, Metazoa, Chordata, Actinopteri, Cypriniformes, Leuciscidae. Gene Ontology annotation, biological process: negative regulation of Arp2/3 complex-mediated actin nucleation; actin filament debranching. Gene Ontology annotation, molecular function: Arp2/3 complex binding; actin binding. The record is from RefSeq and is a predicted model, not a curated record. Gene Ontology annotation, cellular component: cortical actin cytoskeleton.